AUGGCCUGCGAAGCUAAUAAACUUAGCAAGCCGGCCCACGAUGCGCACGACUUUACCAACCGCAUCCCCAGCUUCCGCUACGGCCUUCUCCGCCGUCUCUACCGCGGCCCGGGACGCGUCGACCGCCCGGCCCGCAUGCCUGGCCGAUAUGCCGGUCCAGCCGCAAGUCGCCAAUUUCUCGCGCAUCAUGCCAUCUAUGUCCUGGAACGUCCUCUUUGUUUCCUCGACGUUGUAGUCGCUCAGGCGCUGGUCCGUGACCUUCUGGAGGUCAUCAAAGUACCGGGUGAAAUCCUGAUGUUUCUGGGCCUCGACCAACGCCGGCCGCGCAGCCUCCAGCUCGGUCUCGGCCGUCUUCUUGGCACGAUUCAGCUCCUGCAGCUUUUGCCGAUUCAGGGACAGCUUCUCGGUGACGAUCACCAGCUUCUCUUGGGAGUUUUGGUGUGA
Molecule: messenger RNA, 444 nt
Organism: Colletotrichum higginsianum IMI 349063
Lineage: Eukaryota; Fungi; Ascomycota; Sordariomycetes; Glomerellales; Glomerellaceae
Exons: 1
Coding region: 1-444 (147 amino acids)
Source: RefSeq, a predicted model, not a curated record